AUGGAGCCCUUAUAUGAGGAAUACUUAGCAAAUCGUGGAACAAUCGUAAAACCUUAUUACUGGCUAAGCUUCUCGCUAGACUGCACUAAUUGUCCAUACCAUAUUCGAACAGGAGAAGAGGCCAGAAUUCCCUACACAGAAUUUUAUCAGAUUUUUGGAUUCCCUUAUGGGCCGAUAUAUUCUCAAACAAAACAUCUCACAUUUUAUGAAUUAAAAACUUCUUCUGGUAGCCUUGUUCAAAAGGGCCAUGCCAGUAGGUGCACAGGGAAUGAUACCCACCCAGAAUCGAUGCUCUUUGAAAUGAAUGGCUACCUUGACUCAGCCAUAUACAAUAACGAUGGCAUCAGGCACAUCAUUCUGUAUUCCAGCAACUCCCCUUGUAAUGAAGCUAACCACUGCUGCAUCAGCAAAAUGUACAAUUUCCUGAAAGUGUAUCCAGACGUCACUCUUAGUGUCUACUUUUCUCAGCUCUAUCACACUGAGACUGAGUUUCCUGCCUCCGCCUGGAACCGCGAAGCUCUCCGGAGUCUGGCCAGCUUAUGGCCGCAGGUCACUUUGAGUCCAAUAAGUGGUGGCAUCUGGCAUUCUCUCCUCAACAACUUCGUCAGCGGUAUCUCAGGAUCAGCAGUUUUCCAGCCCAUUUUAACCGGGAGGGCACUGACCGACAGGCAAAACGCCUAUGAAAUCAAUGCCAUAACGGGAGUGAAACCUUACUUCACCGAUGUUCUUUCCCAGACGAAAGAGAAUCAGGCAGCUUCAGAGAGUUACCCCUUCAACAGUGUCUUUCCUGGACCGUCUUUUCAAGUGACAAAUGGUCAAAUGCAACCCACCCCAAUUCCAGACCUCAGGGUUCCGGUUGUCUUCGUGUUAGUGCCUUUCAGAGAAGUACCACCAAUGCAAGUGGGUCAACCCCCCCCCAAACCCAGGAAUGUGGUAAGGCAUUUAAACAUGCCUCCAGUGACAUCGCAGGAAACCGAGGCCCCAGGAAGGUCUCCCAGCGGAAGGCCAGUGGAAACAGCGGAAAUCCCAGAACGGUACGCGAGUAGCAAAGAGGCAGACGAAAAGAAGAAGAAGAAGAAAGGGAAAAACUAA
Messenger RNA from Otolemur garnettii (small-eared galago), 1092 nucleotides. RefSeq names its product apolipoprotein B mRNA editing enzyme catalytic polypeptide like 4 (gene APOBEC4). The transcript has a single exon. The record is from RefSeq and is a predicted model, not a curated record. Lineage: Eukaryota; Metazoa; Chordata; Mammalia; Primates; Galagidae. Bases 1 to 1092 code for a protein of 363 amino acids.